This is a messenger RNA of Pyrus x bretschneideri (Chinese white pear), 1864 nucleotides long. RefSeq lists its product as uncharacterized. Bases 147 to 1595 code for a protein of 482 amino acids. The transcript is spliced from 6 exons. The record is from RefSeq and is a predicted model, not a curated record. Lineage: Eukaryota; Viridiplantae; Streptophyta; Magnoliopsida; Rosales; Rosaceae.
UUUGAAGAGGACGUUGGCCAAACGGUCAUUGCGGUUUCCCUCUCGAUUUAAAAUCAUUUGAAUCAAAUACCAACAAAAAAAAGGACUUUGGCAUUCAAAACCUGGUCGCUUCUCUCUCUCUCUCUCUCCUCUCCGCCCUUCAUGCCAUGGAACUAUCCCACCAAGACUUUCCCUUCGCCGGCUUCAGUGCGGCUCGGGUCACAUUAACCCCAAUCCCCACGCCCUCCUCCACGCGCCGCCUCUCCAGCAGCUUCAAUGAGCGGAGCCGCCCCGUGCCGGCUUGCCGGAAGCUGGCCUGGGUCAACCUCGAAGGCCGGAUGGUCAAUGCCGACGAGGCCAGCUCGGCUGGAACCAUUAAGGGUGGCUUGAGAACAGAGCAAGCCGCGGCUUGGGAGCUGUUUAGCCCCUUCCAGAGGUUCCUCUUCGUCGCCGUGAUAAGCGUCGCCACUGCCGAAUCGAAGAAAAACCGCCACAUUUCGCAGCUGAAAAAAUCUGUGGAACUUAGGGAUCAAAUAUUAUCAAGCAUGCAGCAGAAGCUUGACAGCCUUUGCGAGCAGAUGAAUAACAUUAAGGAUCACUCAGGAACUCUUGUUCCUUCCGCCCUUGAAAGCGCAGAAUUGCAACGCAACGAAUCUUUUGGUUCCCAUAAAAUCAAAUUUGUUGAUUGUGGUUGUUGGCUCUGUGAUCAACAUCGUAACCUUCCAAAUGGGUUGGUGGAUAACAAUGCUGAGAAAGCCUCCGAUGGGGAUCGGAUACUACUACAUAAAAUGUCUCUGCUAAAUGCACAAGAGCAAGAGGAGCGCCGUAUGUCAGAUUUAUCAGACUUGGCCUCAAGUGUCACUUCUGCUGCAGACAUCCAGCUAAACACCUUAGCUAUUGAACAAGACAUAUACAAUCUCAAGAAGGAUUGUGAAGAGAGAGAUGGAACGAUACAGGAGCUAACCACUUUACUCCAGUCAUCUGAAAGUGCCGGUUCAAAGAGGAUUUCCGAGUUAGAAGACAUAAUACGUAGGAAGAACUCGACGAUUACAAGACUAAAGAGGGACAUGGUAGUUCUAGAGCAAAAGGUAGUACACCUUACAAGGCUUCAGAGACCCUCUUUCUCUUCCUCAAACGCACAUGAUGACGAUAGAAAAAUUCCGCACAUGAUGGACAACCUCGUUUAUGAUAUGGAUAGUACUACUAGCCCUUCAUCUUCCGAUUCAGACUGCUCUCCGCUGAUUCGAUCACCAACUCCUCAUGUUGCUAAAACUCCAGAAGGUCCUCAGAUCCUUGACCCUGUUCCAACAACUCAGAAACCAGAGCCCGAAAAAGCCUCUACUUCGAAGGUGAAGCCAACUGACAGUCGCAUAAAAUCCCAACCACUGAAUCCUCUGAAAGAGAUCACCAUGAAUUCGAGGCACGAACACUCAGUGAGCAAAUAUUCUCAACCAAUGAGUCCGAAAUCUCAACCAAUGAGCCCUGUCAAAAGAUCGAAUACCACUCAAUUUUCAAGGCCAAGGCCGAUAUCAGCUGGUGGGGAUUCGAAAAAGAUCAUUCGAAGACGUUCUACAUCCGGACGAAAGGAUGCUACUCCACAGAAGAGAUGGGCAUAGAAAGGUAGACCUUUGCUUUUAUGAUGAAUAAAAGGUCUCCCUUUUGUUGGUUGAUGUGGAAAACGAUAUAUGCAACCAUUGAGUCUAUUCAUCCCAGUCGUCGACGAUACUUUGAAGUAAGAUAUAAGAUUCUAGCUAGUAUAUAUAUAUAUAUAGGAUAUAUAUGAUAAGUGCAGAGAGUUUUGUAUUUAAUCAUACAAUGUGACAGUGCUCUUUCAAUGUAAGAUCUUAUUAAUUUUCUCUAUGGCAAUCCUACCCUUCUCUCUCCA